AUGAAACUAAGAAUGAUGAAUCGUAUCACUUCAAAGCUACAAAAGAUCGAAAUACCAAAGGAUCGAGAAUGGGAACUGGGAAGAAAUAAAGAGAUGAAUUGGUCAACACGUCAAAGAAAAUGGGAAAAACCAGAAAUACUGAUUGGUUGUGGUUACUUUUUCGCUUAUGAAUGGAUCGAACAGCGAUGCUUAUCGACGACCAAUCUCGAGUAUGAAGAAGAUUUUAUAGCCGUCUAUGAUGAUGACUUUCAAGCAACAUCCCUUCAUUUUGUGGAAAACGAAAUGGUAAUAACAAUAGAAAAGGAGUUUAGGAGAAGCAGGAAAAGACGUAAUUCGCACAAUGGUGAGUCGGUGUUCCAGCAAGAAUCGACAUCUAAAGAAGAACCUGAUCGGGAGAAUGCAAAAUUUCAAUGCGUCUACGAUCGAUUGAUGGAAGAACUCAAGCAACAAGUGGAGUGA
Messenger RNA from Gongylonema pulchrum, 459 nucleotides. Lineage: Eukaryota; Metazoa; Nematoda; Chromadorea; Rhabditida; Gongylonematidae. The record is from the annotation of a GenBank genome assembly.